This is a messenger RNA of Chelonus insularis, 6695 nucleotides long. Its product is annotated as protein Fe65 homolog. Gene Ontology annotation, cellular component: cytoplasm; nucleus. Lineage: Eukaryota; Metazoa; Arthropoda; Insecta; Hymenoptera; Braconidae. Gene Ontology annotation, biological process: regulation of DNA-templated transcription. The transcript is spliced from 15 exons. Bases 565 to 2871 code for a protein of 768 amino acids. The record is from RefSeq and is a predicted model, not a curated record. Gene Ontology annotation, molecular function: transcription factor binding; amyloid-beta binding.
AACGCUCUCUUCACAAGCCAAACAGCGCAGGCGACAGUCUUCUGUUUCCCUCUCUCAUAACCUUAUGCGCGACUUUGAGCUCCGCUUUUAAGUGACACGUUUUCGCGUCUUUAUACUGUAAUCGUGCUUUGACAGUGUAAAAUUUUAUAUUAAAUUGUCGGAGAAUUGUUAUUAGUUCAAAUUGAGGACAAAAUUACGUUCGGUAAUAAGUGUUUUUCGUGUAAACUGUCGUUCGCUGUGUCUUGAACAUUUUAUUUGGUUGCGCGUGACGCGUCAAGGCCACGCGAGAGUGUGUGAAACGCGUAGGGACGGAGAGAGGGAAAAGGGCGAAAAAAAAACUGCAAUCCUCGUGUUACACGUUUCGCAUCAAGUACACGUUGAGUACAUACACAAAGUUAGUGUUGUUGUUGUGAAAUAAAGAAAAGAAAAAAAGUGUUAUUCUAACAAUUUACAAGAGCUCUGGUAUAAACAGUGAUUCGUAAGAGACGCAUACAAGAUUUUUCAUGGUGACCGACUCAGUGGUGUUUCGGUAACGAAGGAUAGUUGGAAGUCUCUUCUCUACCUAUGUUGUGCGGAGAACUCUUGAACGGUGGCUUCGUGAGUGCAGGAGCGGUUCCUGCGGUACCCUACGGUCUUCUUGGGCUUUGGAUACCAGGCUGCGUGCGAGCAACGAGUCCACGACUUCUUACAUCACCUUAUUUAACGCUAGUGGCCGAAUUAUUGGCCACCGGCUCUUUGGACCAACAACAGCUUCAGUGUCAGAACCUCGCAGACAUGGAUCUUGUGAGACUUAAUCAACACUUAAAUACCAACAACCAGUCUGCUGAUCUUGACCUUGACCUCGACAAUGACGAGAGUGUUUUUCUUGAAAACGGUCUUCUCUCCUUCGAGAACCCCAACUACCAUUUGGAGUCAGCCCGAUUUGAUGAUGCACUUAAUAGUAAUGGCACAGCAAACUCGCUGUUUGAUGAGUUUUACCCUGAGUUGGUUGUCAGCGGUGGUAGAAGAGAUGAGGUCACAGGUGGUAUAGGCAGUGGUGGCACAAGACCUGCAAGGAGGUUUUAUUGUGCACUAAAUCUUGGCAGCAUGGGCGUCGAUGUCACUCAAGGUCCUCUCACUCAGAACUCAGUGACUGCGGAAACGCCAGACAAUACCGCUAACCACAAUCUCGGGUAUGGCAGCGAGGGUGCGGAUGUAGCCGAGUCGACGCUGGUUGAUGAUAAUCUCAACGGGAAUUCUCGACCAUCAUCCACGGCCCUGUCAAAUGUUUCCGUAACCCUCGAUGCCGGUGGUUCCGACCUCAGAAAUUAUUGUGAAAAAGCUGACAACGAUCUAACGGAGAUGGGUGGCGUACCACAUGUAGAGGAUGGCCUGAAUAGUGAUGUUUACAGUGUGCCGGUGAAACGUAGACAACCUAAAGAUCAAAUAAUUACAAAUCAAUCACAAAAUUCAACAGAAAAGUCCGAGAGUCCUGGAUCUGAAGACAAGGAUGAAAACCUACCAGCAGGUUGGGAGAAACAUGAGGACAAGGAUGGCCCCUACUACUGGCACAUUAAGAGUGGAACCAUACAAAGAGAACCUCCAGAGGCAUCACUCAACUCCAAGACUGAAAAUCGUAGGAGCCUCGUCAAAGACAACGAUAGUAUUAAUAAUUUCCACACAUUGGGUAACAUAAUCAAUACAGUGACACGUAGCAACACAAGUUCUGCAUUAGAUCAAGAAGCAGAAAAUAAACGAAAAGAAGAAUUAGCACUGAAGAGAAGAAGUUUCCCAGCUCGAGCGGACUCUGAGGGAAGAGACAAACCAAUAAGAUUUGCAGUUCGAUCUCUCGGUUGGACAGAAAUUGCUGAGGAAGAUUUAACCCCAGAGAGAAGCUCUAAGGCAGUAAAUAAGUGCAUCGUCGAUUUAUCUCUAGGAAGGAAUGAUCUCUUAGAUGUUGUUGGACGAUGGGGAGAUGGCAAAGAUCUCUUUAUGGAUCUUGAUGAAGGAGCUCUGAAGUUAAUUGAUCCUGAGAAUCUUACAGUACUCAACACUCAACCAAUCCAUACUUUAAGGGUAUGGGGUGUAGGUAGAGAUCAUGGACGCGAGAGGGAUUUUGCAUAUGUGGCAAGAGACAGAUCGACUCGGAAAUUUAUGUGCCAUGUAUUCAGAUGUGACAUACCAGCUCGUACAAUUGCCAAUACAUUACGUGAUAUCUGCAAAAAAAUUAUGAUCGAACGAUCGCUUCAUCAAAACCUCGCCAAACCAGUAGACAUCAAUGGUAGAACUAGUUUAGCCACGAGACCAACAAAUUUACCUACAGAACAUCGUCGUUUCCAUAGAAAUGACCAACCACUUGUUACGCAAUCGUUUCCAACUCCAAUGGAAGAGCCAAAAAAAGUCCUGCGAGCACAAUAUUUAGGCUCGAUGCAAGUGACUGCUGCGACAGGCAUGGAAAUUUUGAACGAUGCGAUAGACCACAUGGUUACAAACACUCCGAUAAAUCAGUGGCGAAAUGUGAACGUAGCUGUCGCACCUAGCAUGAUCUCUAUACUGACACCCAAUGAUGAAAAACUGAUAACAGAGUGUCGUGUUCGUUACCUGUCUUUCCUAGGCAUUGGAAGAAACGUCAAACAAUGUGCAUUUAUCAUGCACACAGCCCAAGAUUUAUUCAUAGCACAUAUUUUUAAUUGUGAACCCAGUAGUGGUGCUCUUUGUAAAACAAUCGAAGCUGCCUGUAAGCUAAGGUACCAAAAAUGUCUUGAUGCUCAUCCACAAGGUUUUAGAAAUGCUAAUAAUCUUAGUACCCCUAGUGGUCGAGGAAUUGGAGCAACUCUUAAAUCUCUUGUAGGUUCUCUAACUGGAAGAAGAAAUAAACAGAGUGAAUCCUGAGAUGAGGCUCUCUCGCUGCAGAAUUGAUGAUGUGGAGUGUAUAGUUAAAUCAACCAAGCCGAUCGAUUCGCCAGGAACUAUGGCCGUUGCCUGCCGAGCGAGAGGUGAUCCGACAUAGGCAUCUGCAAUCCCCAUUGACACUUAAAUACUUUGGGAGCUCUCCAUCUAGUGCAUCCCUAAGGUCUCUGCUCUCACCGUCAUUGGACACAAGACGUAUUCAGCUCGCUCGUUGGGAGAGUAAUCCCUAAGCACUCAUUGUCUAUCUGCGUAAGGCACGUAAAUCAAUGCAGAAAAGGAUAAACUCAAGGGAAAUAAGACUAGUAAAUGAAAUAUCACGCUUAUCGUGAUUUAUUGUACGCCCACCUUUUAUAAGGCGUUGAUGAAAAAAAAAUAAAUAAAAAAAUAAAUUUAAUGAUAAAAUAAUAGUAUAAAUAAUAAAUAAAUUAAAUGCUACAGUUGAUGAGAGAUUAAGCUUGAAAUACGUCGAUAUGAUAUUCCUAUGUUAUGUCUUCGAACUUCAUACGACGCCCAAAGUGUUGCUUGUCCUGAGAUAAUAAUCCAUUAGUUUUCUCACGUUAUAGAGAAAAUAAUGGACGCUAUCAUUGCUUAAUUACAAAGAGUGAAUGUGAUUUAUCAGAGUGAAAAUAAAUGUCUGUACAUAAAGGAUAUAAAAAUAUGAUAAAUGGAUUAAUAUUAUUCUUAUGAUUAUUAUAAUAAUUAUUAUAAAGAAUUAAUCUCCAAUGUGAGAAUGUCAUUAUUUAUAUUCAAAAAGCAUUCUAAGGAGCCAUAGAGAGCUUAUCGUGAAUAAUACAUUGCAGUGUAUGUAAUCUUGAGUGUACAGACUUAAAGAAGAAAAUUUUACUUUUUUUUUUAAAGAAAAAAAAAAUUAUAAAAAACAAAAAUAAUUCCAAACACCUUAUUGUUAAACCACAGAAAGACACUUAACAAUGACAACUAUGACAUUCCUGUAAAAUCAUUAAGUAAAGAACCUAUUUCCUACUUACCCAGCAACAUUUUAACUUGAGUACUCAUGUACACAUACACGAAGAAAAAUCACAUAUAUUAUAGGAAACUUAUUUUUUAUGCCAAAUAAUAGGUGAGCUUGCGUAAGAAGUGAUAUGACAAAUAUUAGCACGACUUUUAGUCGUAGAGUAUAAUUAUUAAUCGAGAAAAUAUUAUGAAACACGAAUACGUUAUUAUUAUCAUUAUAAUUAUAAUUAUAAGAAUAUUAUUACUGUCAAUAAUUAUUUUUAUUAUUAAUGUAAAAUGUCUAAAAUGGCAUUUCGAUUAGUAAAAAAAAAAUGUUUAAAUGUUUUCUCGGAUAAAUAAUGUUUGUAAUAGUCCAUUGUAAACUUGCGUAUACAUUAAUCGUUAAAAAAAAUACUGAUAUAAGAUAUAAGAUAAUAUAAAUUUACAUACAACCACACAAAACAUAGAAACAUUACACAUAUACAGUUUGAAAUGAGUCUGAAAAUUAAAUAAGAGUGUUAAGCACUUUGGAUUUCGCUAUUUCGACGUUUGUAACAAUCAUUACUGUCCAAAAUGUUAUUACAAAGAGAUUUGAAAUGAUAAAUAGUCAAUGAGAAAGAUAAUUGCUAUUCUAGCGUCUUUUAUACAAUCAAUUAUUGAGAGUUCAUCGUUUAUAGUAAGUUAUAAAAAAGAAUUUGAAUAUGAUAUCGAAGUAGAAAAAUUCGAAAUGACAUAAAGUAAAUUGAAAAUUGAUGAAAAAUGCUAUUAAAUGUAUAAGAGAGUAAGUGAUGCAUUCUAAACUUGUUUGAAAGGAAUCAUAAGAGUAAUACAAUUCUAGUAGCACUUGAAAUUACGAUUAUCUAAAUACUGAACGAAUUAAAGAUCGUAAUGUGUAUGUGAAAUCUUGUAUGAACGAAUGAUAUUGUAAAUAUGACAUGCUAAUGCCCGCCUUUAUAAUAAUUUUAUGUUAAGAAAGAAAGUGAGAAAAAAAAUGAGAAAGAAACUUGUCAGAGAUUGAUAAAAAGAAAAAGGUACAUUCGACGUUCGGCGCGCGCCAACGAGUAAAUUUAUAGUGACUAUGAUAUUAUGUAAUAUUAUGUAAUAUCGGGGACAAGAAGAGAAUAAGCGUUAUAAUCGCCAGGUAUUGGCUAUAGAUGUAAUGCAAAUUACCUCGGCUAUACUACAUUUUAUAUUCUCUAGCGUAAUGUGACGUGCGAUGAACACAUUGAAUCUUUUUGAUUUUACUAUUAAGCUCUUAUAAAAGUCACAUUAAUUAAUAGUUAUGUUGGUUUACUUUUUAAUUUUAUUACGUUCAUUUUUAAAAUAAAAUGAUAAUAAAAUAUCUCAGCUCAACUGCUGAUGAAAAUAUUUAUUCUAUAAAAAUUGUGAAGUGUAAUUUGGGCUAUAAUUUUUGAAAUCGUGAUACUGAUUGUAAAUGUAGAAAAAUUGUUAGUUUUUAAUUUUAAUCUGAAUCGAUUAUAAAAAUGAAAAAUUUAUUAAAUAAUUAUAUUCAGUGAAUCAUAUGUCACACACGCUAAUUGAUACGCCGUUAAUGUAUUCCUAUAAAAUUAGUAAACGAUUAAAAUUUCGUUCCUUCCAUUCUUCAAUCGUGUGGAUAAUAAAUAAAAUUUAAAUAACUAAUCCGGGAAAAGACGUGGAUCCUAUAGGAAAAUAAAUAUAGGCGUGGGAUGAGAGGACGUUUGCAAGUGAUACAAUAUAACUAAGUGAUAAUAAUCGUGAUAAGCCGUGUUAAUCAAUGAUACGAUAAAUAUUCCCGCCUAUGUCAACAAGUAAAAUAAAAAGUUAUAUUACAAUUAAACAUUUCGGCUCAGAAUAAAUGUGAAGAAUGUCUGUAAAUAUUUUGCAUAUGUGUUUCAGUGUGGUAGGAAAAGAGACGAUUAAGGAUUUGCACUAUUGUACGAGAUAUAAAAGAAAUUAUCGAAGAACAAAAUGAAAUUAAAUGGAAAGAUAAAUGAAGAUUGAUAAAAAAAAAUGAGAUACAAAAAAACUAUCAAGAACAUUUACACUCACAUAUUCACAUAUUAAACAAAAAUACACACGCGCAUUAGUUUAAUUGUUUGUUAAUAAGUGUUGAAAAAUUUUUUUGAGACUUAUAAGUCUCAUUAAACAACAUAUUAACAAAAAGAAUGUUGAGUAAAAAAAAGUGGUAUAAAAAAUGUGAAAGAUGAUUGACAACCACUGUAACUGAUGAUACUAGUGUUAGUAAUGAAAUUAUAUAUAUUUAAUUGUGACAUUUAAUAAUCCUUUAACAGUAAAUGAUUAAAAAAUACAAAUGAUAACACUACCAAUAGUAAAAAAAAAUGUUAUUCUGCACAAAAAAAUCACGAAUGCUUCAUCGAUAAGUAUAGUGACUCGAAAUAAUAAACGUACCUCUCUCUAUUGCCCCGUCGACACAAAGAUCGGUCGUCGAUCGAAAAUUCCUUAAUAUUCAUCAUGAAGAUUGUCAUCCACUGAAUUAAUCAAGCAUUUCAUAAAUUGCAUUUAAAUCUACAAUAAGAUCACCGUCAUUUUCUCGUCCUAUAUUUGUAACAAACUCUUAAGAUAAUAAUCACUGAAUUUAUUCGAGUAAAGUUGAUAUUUUGAAUCACUUAUUCGAAUGAACGAUGUAUGGUAAAAAGCUAUACAAGUAUGAAGGAAGAAGAUAAAUAAUAAUAAAAGAGUGUUAAUUUGAUAUGCACCCACCCAAUAUACACAUCCAUUCAUAUGAUGCAUAGUCAAAACGACCGAUUAUUGUAACAGACGUAAACCAAAAAAUAUUAUAAAGCAAUCGAAUGAAACAAUGUAGCUACACCCGCCUCUUGUGAAUAAAUGCCUAUUUGUUUCUUUUCAGAAAA